UUUUGCUCUGAACAGACGUAUCGUCCUGCAUAUCAUUACGAGCCAGUCAAAGAAACAGCUUUUUUCUUAUGCUCGUUUUUCACGGUACGUUGAAGCUCGAAAAAGAGAAAAAUAAAUUGAGAGCAUCGUCAUUUCGUUUGAAAAAUAGUGAUCGAGUGGGACAGUGACUUUCAACGUGAAGUUUGAUACAAUAACGAAAAUCGAAACUCGAAAUAUAAUAAUAUAAUAUAAUUCCUCAGGGAAAGAGAACUGAUCAACCUUGCAAAAUGUUUUACUCGAUUUUAUGGUUCCUCGUUGGUUUUUCCCUCGCGGUUCGUUCCGUUCCUGUUGAAUCAACUACCGAACCAAGCACAACCGAAAAUACAACGAUGAGCCCACCGCCAUGCUCAAGGAGCGACACGAACGGUGGUUAUUUGCCAAAUGUAAUAUUUCCGCAGUGCACAGCAAGCCUGGCUCCUGAGAGUCUUCGUAACAUGGUUAUCCAUGGUAUGGCAUGUGCCUGCGAUUUGAGCACCCGUGGUGUUCCCAAGAGAGACGACUAUCAGUACACUCCUGGAUUAGGUGCUCACAAACUCCACACGAGGGCCGCCACUUUCAACGAGGCGAGAAAAGUCUGCAACGAAGAGGGUGGACAUCUUGCGGUUAUAGACUCUCUGGCCGAAGAACAAGUACUGUUGGAUCUGUUCAGAGCAGCUAGCACGAUAAGGGGUGCAGUGAACACAGAUCAGGCCUUCAUUGGCACUCACGAUCUCUACAACGAGGGCGAUUGGGUAACGAUCCUCGGUGAUUCGCUUCACAGGAACGGCUACACGAAGUGGAGCGAUCAAUGGGGUGGACAACCGGACAACGGUGGUGGAGUUCAACAUUGCGGUGCUCUUUUGAAGAGUGGCGGAAUGGAUGACGUCAAUUGUAACAUUCGUUUUGCCUUUUUCUGUGAAAUUCCUGCCAUACAACCGGCAUAUUGAAAUUCAAGAUUCUUUCCCUCUGACUGAAAAUUCAUAAUUAUUUUUAGUUAUCUCGUUCGUAUCCUUUUUUGAGCAAUUUAUCAAAAUAGACUCGGUAAUUGCGAACGUAAAAUAUCGAUACAAAUAGUCAUUUAUUCAUUCGACCAAAGAGUGACUCGAAAUAAUUCUGAGCCUGCAACUCUUAAAUAUACAAAGGUACUUAUCAA
Messenger RNA from Venturia canescens, 1171 nucleotides. RefSeq names its product hemolymph lipopolysaccharide-binding protein-like. NCBI's taxonomy places the organism in Eukaryota, Metazoa, Arthropoda, Insecta, Hymenoptera, Ichneumonidae. The coding region runs from base 267 to 965 and encodes 232 amino acids. Gene Ontology annotation, molecular function: signaling receptor activity. The transcript is spliced from 2 exons. The record is from RefSeq and is a predicted model, not a curated record.